GGAGUAUAUGAGCCUGAUGUUUUUUAUGACACAUGCGACGAACUCGGAAUUCUUGUGUGGCAAGACUUUCAAUUCGCUUGUGGUGUCUAUCCUGCGCACGACACCUUUGUGGAUAGUGUCACAAAAGAAGCGGUAGACAAUGUGAAAAGACUCCGACACCACCCCGCGAUGGCGCUGUUCUGUGGAAACAAUGAAGAUUAUCAACAAGUCCUUCAAUGGGGAGGGAUCACCGAACUUCCUGCUCGCAAGAUCUAUGAACAGGUACUCCCUGAUAUCGUUGCUGCACUUACCUCGUCAGAGGUUCCAUAUCACCGAGGUUCACCAUAUGGAGGUAAAGAUUGGUGGGAGACGAGUGAUCCCACAGUGGGAGACAUACAUCAGUGGGACGUCUGGGCGGGAAAGGAGAAAGCGUACCAGGACUAUGACAUAAUGGGAGGCCGAUUUGUGAGCGAGUUUGGGAUACCGUCUUUCCCUGAUAUGCGUACGGUUGAAUAUUGGCUUGAUAGCAAAGACGUCGGAAAGGGUCAGGACUACGCUCAAUCAAAGAUUAUAGCGCAGCACACUCGUGCUGGGAAUUUUGAGAGGCGUUUUGCCAUCGUCAUGAACGAGAAUUUCCGACUGACUUCCGACUUGGAAACGCAUGUAUAUAAUACUCAAAUCAUGCAAUCAGAAGCCGUGUCUUAUGCAUAUCAAGUGUGGCGAAGGGCCUGGCGAGGAAAGGGCAAAGAAUAUACGGCAGGGGUUAUUGUAUGGCAGUUAAAUGACUGCUGGCCUGUCACGUCUUGGGCCAUUGCUGAUUACUUUCUGCGUCCCAAACCUGUUUAUUACUCGAUCGCAAGACAACUGAAGCCGAUCACUGUGAACAUUUUUCGUACGGUUAUCAAAAACAAAGCUAACGACAGACCGCGACAAUUCUAUGAGUUUGGGGCGUUCCAGUCCAUUGACGCUCGAAUUGAUGUUUGGGCGACUAACAGUACUCUUGCACCUAGAAAGGCCCAGCUUGAUCUAUUUUGCAUAGAUCUCUAUUCCAGCUGGACCUC
Serpula lacrymans var. lacrymans S7.9 is the source of this 1040-nucleotide messenger RNA. RefSeq names its product glycoside hydrolase family 2 protein. The annotation marks the transcript as partial. Gene Ontology annotation, biological process: glycoprotein catabolic process. The record is from RefSeq and is a predicted model, not a curated record. Gene Ontology annotation, molecular function: beta-mannosidase activity. NCBI's taxonomy places the organism in Eukaryota, Fungi, Basidiomycota, Agaricomycetes, Boletales, Serpulaceae. The transcript is spliced from 10 exons.